AAUCCUACCCGGGUGAACGAGAACCGCCUCUGCCUUUUCUUUCUGCCCAUAGCAGUCGUAGUUGUAGUACAUAACAAUUCUUCUCGCUAUAUAAGAAGAAGACGAACGUUAAUACAACAACAAGGCGGAUGAAUUCUGGUGAAGUUCUAGCAUUGAUCCCCGGAGCCUAGGGUUUCGUUGUCACUCCACUUUGGGAGCGAAUUAGCCAGGAAUUUGUUGACUUCGAUCACCGCAAAUCGCUUUCUCGCAUCGCAUUGCCCCUUGACUUCAUCGUCUUGCUUUUGGAAACCCGUAGGAGAGUUUCUAGGGUUUCCACUAACGCUGCAAGUAUCUGUGUCCUGUUUCCUGUUUCCUGAUCAUCUGAGGCGAGAACGAUAACUCGCCGAUCACAUAGCAGUAUACGUAAUACAAAUAUUUGUACGUAUGCUUUGUAUGUGCAGUAAAUAUUUGUACGGAAAAUAGAGAUGAAGGAAAUAGGCGAUGAAAAAAUUGAAUGAGAAUUCCAAUAUUAAUGGCAUUGCUAGUGAUUCUGUUUUGUCAUGGACUUGAAAACCAAAGUCCAUUUAUUUGUCUAUGUUUUUGGUGGAAAUUUUUGAGGACUGAAAUUGAUGAAUACUCCGGGUAGGGUUUUAAAAAUUUUCACGUUGCAAGUAUAUGUACUCCGCAGUAUUAAACUUCAUGGUGGCUAUUGUACAAAUAUGUAUUAUGAGCUGUUGGUGAAAUUUGGCGUUGGUUUUAUUUCGGUAUAAUUUGAUUUUGGGCAUCUCGUGGUGAUACAUUUUUGCGGGUUGACACUUGACACUCUGUAGUUAGAAUUUCAUGGCCCACAAAAUUUUGUUUUGGGCCUUAUGUGCACUUGACUUGAUUAGCCUAGGGUUUUUUGACGUAUGAUUAUGUGAUAGAGCGGGAAUGCGAGUUUAUUUGAUGUGGUUUUGCGUAGUGACUUGGAUUAUAUGGACUUAAACUUCUGAAAGUGGUUAUUAUAUUGUAUUUGUGAUCUUAGAAGUAGUUGUGGCUGUUUUUCUUUUUUCUGUUCUGUUUUGCUAUGGCAGUUUGCUGUAUAAUCAUGGAUGUGAUUCUAUUUAGUUGCAGAUUGUAGUUUAGGGAAUUUAUAAAGGAUGACAAUGAGUCAGAUGCCUCCAAUACAACUGGAGCAUGGUUGGGAGUUCAUGCAGAAUGGUAUUCAGAAAUUGAAGAUAAUUUUGGAAGGGAACGCAGAGAUGCAUUUCAGUGCUGAAGAUUAUAUAUCGCUGUAUACAACCAUUUACAAUAUGUGUACGCAGAAACCUCCUCAUGAUUAUUCUCAGCAGCUAUAUGAAAAGUACAAGGAAGCAUUUGAUGAUUACAUCACAUCAACAGUCUUGCCAUCUCUAAGAGGCAAACAUGAUGAGUUUAUGUUGAGGGAGCUUGUUAAUAGGUGGGCAAACCACAAAAUUAUGGUCAGGUGGCUUUCACGCUUUUUUUUUUAUCUUGAUCGAUAUUUUAUCUCUCGGAGGUCACUUCCUGGUCUGAGUGAAGUUGGGCUGACUUGCUUCCGCAACUUGGUUUACCAGGAGUUGAAGGUCAAAGUUAGAGAUGCUGUUAUUGCUCUGAUUGAUCAAGAACGUGAAGGAGAUCAGAUUGACAGAGCUCUGUUGAAGAAUGUACUGGAUAUAUUUGUUGAAAUUGGUAUGGGACAGAUGGACUACUAUGAGAAUGACUUUGAGUUAGAGAUGCUUGAGGACUCGGCAGCUUUUUACUCCGUAAAAGCAUCAAACUGGAUUGUGGAAGAUUCUUGUCCUGAUUACAUGUUGAAGGCUGAAGAGUGUUUGAAAAAGGAGAAGGAUAGAGUAUCUCAAUAUUUGCAUCUCAGCAGCGAGACAAAGCUUUUGGAUAAAGUGCAACACGAGUUAUUGAUCACGUAUAUUAACCAAUUGCUCGAGAAGGAGCAUUCUGGAUGCCGUGCACUGCUCAGAGAUGAUAAGGUUGAUGAUUUAUCUAGGAUGUAUAGACUAUUCCAUAAAGUUCCAAAAGGACUUGAUCCGGUGGCAAAUGUUUUUAAGCAGCAUGUCACUGAUGAAGGUAUGGUUUUGGUACAACAAGCUGAAGAUGCAGCAAGUAACAGGGCAGAAACUGUUGGUGCCUCGCAGGAGCAGGAUUUUGUGAAGAAAGUCAUUCAGCUGCAUGAUAAAUAUAUGGCAUAUGUAAAUGACUGCUUCUCAAACAGCACUCUUUUUCACAAGGCAUUGAAAGAUGCUUUUGAGGUCUUUUGCAACAAAGUGGUUGCUGGCAGCUCAAGUGCAGAGCUGUUGGCUUCAUACUGUGACAACAUCCUGAAGAAGGGUGGUAGUGAAAAACUGAGUGAUGAAGCUAUUGAAGACACCCUAGAUAAGGUGGUGAAGCUUCUUGCAUAUGUUAGUGAUAAGGAUCUGUUUGCUGAAUUCUACAGGAAGAAGCUUUCUCGUAGAUUGCUUUUUGACAAAAGUGCCAAUGAUGAUCAUGAAAGACUGAUUUUAACUAAGCUAAAGCAACAAUGUGGUGGACAAUUCACAUCAAAAAUGGAGGGAAUGGUGACAGAUUUGACACUGGCAAAAGAAAAUCAGAACCACUUUCAAGAAUACCUUAACAAUAACCCAGUUGCUGCUCCUGGGAUUGAUUUGACUGUCACAGUUCUCACGACGGGAUUCUGGCCAAGUUAUAAAUCCUCUGAUCUUAGUCUCCCUGAAGAAUUGGUGAAGUGUGUUGAAGUCUUCAAGGACUUUUACCAGACAAAAACAAAACACCGCAAACUUUCAUGGAUUUAUUCCUUGGGCACUUGCAACAUAAAUGGGAAGUUUGAGCCAAAACCAAUUGAGUUGAUUGUGGGGACUUAUCAGGCUGCAGUCUUGUUGCUGUUUAAUGCUUCAGAUAGAUUGAGUUACUCUGAGAUCAAGACACAGUUAUAUUUGGCUGAUGAUGAUUUAGUCAGAUUGCUUCAAUCUCUCUCAUGUGCCAAGUAUAAAAUUCUGAAGAAGGAGCCUAACACUAGAUCUGUUUCUCAAAAUGAUUUCUUUGAGUUCAAUUCCAAGUUUACAGACCGAAUGAGGCGCAUCAGGAUUCCUUUGCCUCCUGUGGAUGAAAGGAAAAAAGUAGUGGAAGAUGUUGACAAGGAUAGAAGAUAUGCCAUUGAUGCCUCAAUUGUGCGUAUUAUGAAGAGUAGAAAAGUUCUGGGUCAUCAACAAUUAGUCCUGGAGUGUGUUCAGCAGCUGGGCCGCAUGUUUAAGCCGGAUGUCAAGGCAAUAAAAAAGCGGAUUGAAGAUUUGAUCACUAGAGACUACUUGGAAAGAGAGAAAGAGAACCCAAACUCGUACAAGUACUUGGCCUAAUUUACACUGCUGGUACCUGCAGUAACAUAGAGAAUCUACAUGACGCACAGAUUCCAUUCAAGUGUAAAUGCGCAGUGAAUUCGGGACAUCAUUUCCCCACCAUGAUGUUUGACAACGUUCAGCGGCUGGUGUAGCCUACCCCUCAAUCUUCACCAGUUAAAACUCUUUUGGCCAUGCUACAUCACUUGGUAUAGCUUUAAGCAAAGACCAAUUUUGUCGUUUGUUACUGUAGGCUUGUAAAUUUCUAUGCCCUAACACCGUCGUAUUAGGGCAUAUUUGCUAAGUAUAUCUGAAGAAAACAUUUUCUAUUUGGGAAAUGGGAUUUCAAUGCGAUUAACAAACAUGCUAAUAGAACUAUUCUCUAGUUAUAGUUUCUUUGGGGAUACUUUGCACCAUGAUCUAAGGGGUACUUGUUUCACAUAUUGGAAUUGUAAAUGGAAAUGGAAUCAUGGACUCUGGUUUUGGAAUUAAAA
Coffea arabica (coffee) is the source of this 3817-nucleotide messenger RNA. Its product is annotated as cullin-1. Gene Ontology annotation, molecular function: ubiquitin protein ligase binding. The record is from RefSeq and is a predicted model, not a curated record. Lineage: Eukaryota; Viridiplantae; Streptophyta; Magnoliopsida; Gentianales; Rubiaceae. Gene Ontology annotation, biological process: ubiquitin-dependent protein catabolic process. Gene Ontology annotation, cellular component: cullin-RING ubiquitin ligase complex.